Caenorhabditis elegans is the source of this 736-nucleotide messenger RNA. It is a transcript of the gene C10A4.6, whose product is annotated as G protein-coupled receptor. Bases 31 to 684 code for a protein of 217 amino acids. NCBI's taxonomy places the organism in Eukaryota, Metazoa, Nematoda, Chromadorea, Rhabditida, Rhabditidae. The record is from RefSeq and is marked reviewed. The transcript is spliced from 4 exons.
UUUCAGAAUCUCACCAAACUACCAAAAGAAAUGGUUAAAGACUUGCGUUCAAAUUCACUAAAUGCUCUUCAAAUGACUUUACGUCUAACUCUUCUCAUAUUUUCAGUUGCCAUUGUUUGCCUCUAUAUUUCCAUUUUAUAUCUGGAGAAGACCUAUCCGAGAGUCGAUCCACACUACCCGCGAAAACUGGUCUACAUUUGUUUCCCCAAACAAGACAGCUUUGUUGCUACCUACAUGGGUAUCAUACGUACCUUCGAUCUGGUCUUAAGUGUAUUCUUGGCUGUUCAGUGUGUCGUAUUGGGCAUCUCUACAUCUUUCCCAAGACUCCACUGGCCCAUCUCAAUUAUUUGUGCAGUUCGCUUUAUCUUUGUUCUCGUGGAAAUUGUUCACAUUUCGUCUUUUACAGGAGACACUCAACUCGACUUCAUCCUCAGUGUCAGUGAUGGUACAUGCAAAGUGAACGAAAACCAAAUCACUGCAUUCCGGGCAUUAGUUGCAGUGUUCACACUUCGAUGUGUCAAAGGAUAUAUAACAAUUAAUAUGGCAACUCUAGCAUAUGGAAAUAGCAUUCUUAUCUUUCUUUUUGGUUUGAGAGCAGUGCAAACGGAAGCCCAACCGAGGGAAGUCAACGAUGAGCGCCAACUGGAUGAAAUGUCUAGUCAUCACAUCCAUUUAACUGUAUAGUUUCAUUCCUGUCUAGACACUAAAACAUUGUUUUUAUAAAUACUUCAAAUGU